UAUAGCAAACCGAAUACUGUACCCUAAUGUGGCACUAGUUUCUUGAGGAAAACCCAGAACUCCAGGCAUGGUAUCCGAAGUCGUUGUACACCCCCGGUACCGAGUCUCGUUCCAGCGGACCUCUCCCAAGUUCAAUUUCUUAGGCGGACACUUGGACAACGUUAAAUUAGCACCAGGGCCGACUUUCUGUUAGAUAUGAUUCAACCGCUUUCACCUUCGCCAACACUCAAGUUCAGAAAUAAGGUGCACACAAGCCGACUUGGUCCCUAGCCCCGCCCCGGACUUCCUCCCACCGCCCAAGAAAAUUUCAAACAUGGUUCCCAAUCUUUCUCGGUCUGUCUUGACCUUCCAAAUUGACCCAUAAUGGCUGGCAAUGGCUGACACCGUAACAGGUUUCUGGAUUCAGACGUGUUCGAUGUUGUGGCAGGAUUAGAUAACAAGAGAUUCCGAAUUCACGGAGAACUGCUGGCAAUCCACUCAGAGACCCUCUGGUGGCUAGUGAGCAACAAACUGUGCGAUGGCCAGAAACGGCAACUAGUCAUCGAAGAACACGACGGCGCUACCGUAGGACGCUUUGCAGAGUUUCUGUACACGGGGGAUUAUCAAUCACCUAGCCCGGUAAAAAUAUCGGGUACUCCUAGGAAAGGUGCUACCAAUGACAGCCUUACCCCUCCUCCAGAAAUUGUGGUCCCUACAGACGGUGCGGCACAAAAGUGCGAAACGGAACCAGAAUCGCUCGCCGAAAUGAAUGCCAACCCUACCAGCUCGGCACCUGAGAAUUGUGAAACAGGUAAUACUCCACCGUUGGAUAUUACCCCCGAAUGUGAUGAACUCGAAAGUUCAGCCUCUGACCCAGUCCCAUUACCACCUGCAACUUUUCUUCCUGAACCUCUGCAAACCACCUUGGCGCCUAAGGAUGCACUAGAAACCGCGAGUCAGCAAAAACCGCCCGAAACCCAAUCGGAUAAGGAAGAUCACUUCGAUUCCGCUGAAUUUGACUUCAGAGACGUCUUCCUUGCGCACGGGAAAACCUACGUGCUAGCUCAUAGUUUCGAUGUUAAACCGUUGGAACGGCUGGCGGUCAUGAGGCUCCAGGAUGUCUUCGGCAAAAUCGUCCCUGUGACCCCCGAAACCCCGGUGGUAUCAAACUUCGCAGAGCUAGUCCACUAUGCUUACAAAAAUUCAACUGGCGGCAGUCUCCGGGAGGCACUCCUGAAAUUCUUCUCACCCAACCUUAAAACCCUUAGGGGUGCCGAGCUCCAAAAGUUGGUCAGCAAUGGUGGUGAUCUCGCGUCGGACCUCAUGCAAAUAGUGUGCGACAAAUUGGAGGGCUCGGAGCAGGAGAACGGUCAGUUGCUCCUUGAGGUCGAGACUUUGAACACCAAGCUGAACCUUGCUGAAAAGACCAGGAAAUAGCGAGGGCAGAUGGAGUUUUAGGAAGAAAUCCAAAGAGAGGAGGGACGACCUUUCACCUAAGUAUGACUGGGAAGGGGGAGAUCUUCACCCGGAUCCAGCAGGAGGAGGUCCUUAGGUGCUUCCAGCAGUUAAUUGGGAGAAUUGAUGGGUUGGUGGAGGUCGAAAGGAGACAAAAGGGGGUAUGGACCACUAGAUUGCAUGCCUACAAGGUACUAGAGGAGGACUUGAAGAGGGAUAAAGAUAUGCUAUUGACAGAGAAUAGCACUAUCAAGAAAGAGAUGGAAAAAUUUAAGGCGCAGAAUAUUCGAUACCGAAGAAGGCUUCAGGAAUUGGGGACUGGGAUAUACAUGUAAAUAGUGGACCACCGACCGAGCCACCGCUCUCUCUUCUCUUUCUC
Molecule: messenger RNA, 1813 nt
Organism: Tuber aestivum (summer truffle)
Lineage: Eukaryota; Fungi; Ascomycota; Pezizomycetes; Pezizales; Tuberaceae
Source: the annotation of a GenBank genome assembly